AUGUCAUCAUCUGGGUCUUGUCAACAAUCUAUUUCCAUGGAUGUUUCGCAAACUUUUCGAGGAAGAAAUGAUAUAGCAUGGGAACAUGUUAAUGAGAGCGUGGAUGAAAAUGGGAAGAAGAUAUUAACAUGUAUUUACUAUGGCAAGAUAAUCAGAGGUGGAGGAAUUUAUCGAGUGAAACUGCAUCUUGCGGGUAUAAAGGGAGAAGUUGGAAAGUGCUCUAAAGUUCCUUUCGAUGUUAAAUUCAAGAUUGAAGAAGCACUAAAUGAAAUUAGGGCCAAGAAUAAACAAAAAGUUGAACUUCGUAAGAAUGUCAAUCCUUAUGGAGCUAGUGUACAACAAUUUGAAGGUGAUAUGUUAGAUGAAGAUCAAGAGUCUGAAGAGGUUUCUCCAUAUAAUUCACAUAGGUCGCUGAUUAAUUUUCUAGUGUACUGUCCUAAAGGAGUGUGUUUUGUGAAAUCAGUGGAUGCUUCAGAUGUUGUAAAGGAUGCGACAACAUUGUUCAGAUUGUUUGAGGAAAUAGCUUUAUGGGUCAGACCAAACAAUAUUGUCCAUCUUGUCACUGACAAUGGAGCAAAUUAUAAAGUUGCUAGAAGAAUGUUGUCUGAAAAAUAUAGCAGUAUUACUUGGUCUCCCUGUGCAGCACAUUGCAUUAAUUUGAUGUUGAAAGACAUAGCUGAGAUGAGUCACAUAGUUAACCUUUCGAAACGUGCAUCUGAGGUUACAAAGUUUGUGUAUAAUCAUUCCUUUGUGCUAGCUUUGCUAAGGAAAAAACAGGUUAUAUACCUUUACCUCGUAUUGACAGAUAGAACUUUUGUGGAGUCUCGAUAUGCAAAAACUAAUGAAGGCAAAGCCUUUAUUUCUAUAGUUCUAGAUAACCGAUUCUGGGAUGACAUUGGUAUAAUUACCAAAGUUGUGAGUCCACUGAUGCGUAUGCUCAAUAUUGUAGACUCAGAUGUGAGGCCUUCAAUAGGAUAUGUGUAUGAUGGCAUGUACAGAACGAGAAUGGGGAUCAAGAAGUUGUUUAAGAAUAAGAAAGGUUUGUACAAGCCUUAUACAAUAAUUAUUAAGAUGUGUUGGGAUAGGAUGUUGCGCCAUGAUAUCCAUGCAGUAGCAUAUUAUUUGAAUCCUGCUUUUAAAUAUGACGAUGUUACUUUUUCCAAAAAACCUGAGGUCAUGUAUGGUUUCCUUGAUACUAUUGACAAUAAAGCAAGUGCAUUCAAAAUGAGCAAGACAAUGUUACUAGAGGAGAGUAGAUUAUAUCGAGACCGUCUAGAAAGCAUUUCUCGUGAGCUUGCUCUUCAAACUUGCAAAACUACACUGCCGGAUGAAUGGUGGAGGACAUUUGGGUUUAGUGCUCCAAAUCUACAAAAGAGUUGUUGCAAGAAAAUUACUUAUGAUCCUGUUGAUUAUGAGAGUAUUGAUAAAACUGAAUGGUGGAUAGUUGAUGAGAAAGAUGAGGUUGGUGAGCUUAAUUAUGACGAAUUGGAACAAUCAUUAUAUGAAGAAGGAGCUAUUCCUGUAGAUGGUGGUGAUCACCCUUCUUAUUAUGACUCAACAGAUGCUUCAGAAGAUGAUGUUGCCAAUGUUACUAAUGAUGAUGAUCAUCUGUGGGAUGAUAUGUGA
Molecule: messenger RNA, 1626 nt
Organism: Pistacia vera
Lineage: Eukaryota; Viridiplantae; Streptophyta; Magnoliopsida; Sapindales; Anacardiaceae
Exons: 6
Coding region: 1-1626 (541 amino acids)
Source: RefSeq, a predicted model, not a curated record